AUGUCUGAAGUAGACCAGACGCUGAAAAGAAUUGUGGGCAACAAAACAGUUGAUGGAAUUCUUGUUCUUGAUGGAAAGAAUAAAAUCACACAUGCAGCUUUGAAGCAAUACGAUCAAAACAAAGUUGCUGAGAAGCUUUCUCCUCUAAUUGAAAGAGCCCGCUGCAUGGUACGCGAUCUCGAUCCAACAAAUGACCUCACAUUCCUUCGUAUCCGCGCCGAUAACUAUGAAAUCCUUGUUUCUCCAGGCGAUGAUUAUACGUUAAUCGUCUUCCAGAAAGUUACUCCACUCGAACAAUAA
This is a messenger RNA of Trichomonas vaginalis G3, 300 nucleotides long. RefSeq names its product dynein intermediate chain binding. Gene Ontology annotation, cellular component: cytoplasmic dynein complex; cytoplasm. The coding region runs from base 1 to 300 and encodes 99 amino acids. The transcript has a single exon. Gene Ontology annotation, biological process: microtubule-based movement. Gene Ontology annotation, molecular function: dynein intermediate chain binding. Lineage: Eukaryota; Parabasalia; Trichomonadida; Trichomonadidae. The record is from RefSeq and is a predicted model, not a curated record.